AUGGCUUAUCAUGGGCUAUCAAGAUACCGUCAUGAAAAUACUACCACGUGCGAUAAUGAACGUAUUCUAUCUUUGAAUUCCAUUAUUUAUAUUGUUUGUGUUUGUUUGAUAGUUUCUACAACUAUUGUACAUACAAUAUUUUUAUUCGCAUCGGAACAAUGGAUUCUAAUAAAAUCUCCUAUGAAUCUGUUAGCCUAUAUUGACUCAUCAGAAUUAUGCGUUAAUACUACUAGUGAUAAUGUAUGCUUUGAAGCCUAUAUUUCAAAAAAUCUUUGUACAUCGACAGCAUCUGACAUUUAUUCUUAUUCAAAUGUUAUCCGUUGGACAAUGGCUUGUUCAAAUAGACAUUUUGAUUAUUCGAUAUCGAUUGAAAAUAUGAAUAAUUCACAUCAUCAAUUAGAUUCUAUUUGUGAAUGUCAACGUGUUACAUAUACAAAAAUUGUAUCAAGAAAUUCAAGUUUAAUAUUUGUUUUGCUUAUUCUAUCAACAAUUAUUGCUUUAGCUAAAUUAUGUGCACCUAGUAAAUGUAUAUUACAUAUUGUUACAAAUUAUGUUCUACUAUUGUUAAUUACAAUUUCUAUUGGAUUAGAAAUUCAUAUGUGUAUAGUCGUUCGACAAAGUCAAAAUGAAAUACAAAUUAUCAUUAAUAAAUAUUUUUCCAAUAUUAUGGUGACAUUGGGAAAUAUGUUUUCAUUUGAAAUUAUUAUAGGUAGUUUACAUUUGACAACAAUUGUUUUACUACUUCUGCUCACAUUAAUGACUAUUCAACGUGUCAGAAGAAGAGCUCAAGAUUAUCCAGUGAUCAAACCAAAUAUAAACAAAUCUCUAACAGAUACAGUUAUACACAUAUAG
Molecule: messenger RNA, 852 nt
Organism: Didymodactylos carnosus
Lineage: Eukaryota; Metazoa; Rotifera; Eurotatoria; Philodinida; Philodinidae
Source: the annotation of a GenBank genome assembly